Dromiciops gliroides (monito del monte) is the source of this 4389-nucleotide messenger RNA. It is a transcript of the gene IVD, whose product is annotated as isovaleryl-CoA dehydrogenase. Gene Ontology annotation, cellular component: mitochondrion. The transcript is spliced from 12 exons. The coding region runs from base 70 to 1338 and encodes 422 amino acids. NCBI's taxonomy places the organism in Eukaryota, Metazoa, Chordata, Mammalia, Microbiotheria, Microbiotheriidae. Gene Ontology annotation, molecular function: flavin adenine dinucleotide binding; 3-methylbutanoyl-CoA dehydrogenase activity. Gene Ontology annotation, biological process: L-leucine catabolic process. The record is from RefSeq and is a predicted model, not a curated record.
CUCGCAGAUUGGUGGAGUUGCUAGCGAUAGGCCCAGGUCAAAAGGCUCGACUCAGACCUGGGAGCAGUGAUGGCGCCUGUAUCUUGGCUGAUUUAUUCCGCCUGCCUUGGUGGAGACUGCGGCCGCCCGCGCUCCUCGCCUCACGGCGGGGAUAUUCGACGAUGCCUGUGGAUGACACCGAUAAACAGGCUGAACGAAGAGCAGAAACAGCUCCGACAGACCAUGUUCAAAUUCCUUCAGCAACAUUUAGCUCCCAAAGCCCAUGAAAUUGAUCAGACCAACGAGUUCAAGGACCUUCGGGAAUUCUGGAAACAACUGGGGAACCUAGGAGUGUUGGGCAUCACAGCCCCUGCUGAAUAUGGUGGAGCAGGCCUGGGCUAUCUGGACCACGUGUUAGUCAUGGAGGAGAUAUCCCGAGCCUCUGCAUCUGUGGGGCUCAGUUAUGGAGCCCACUCCAACCUCUGUGUCAAUCAACUGGUCCGAAAUGGAAAUGAAGCCCAAAAGGAAAAAUACCUCCCCAAGCUCAUCAGUGGGGAACAUAUUGGAGCCUUGGCCAUGAGUGAGCCCAAUGCCGGUUCUGAUGUUGUAUCCAUGAAGCUGAAAGCUGAAAAGAAAGGGGAUUACUACUUCCUGAAUGGCACAAAGUUUUGGAUCACCAACGGACCAGAUGCUGAUGUUGUCAUUGUCUAUGCCAAGACAGACAUGUCUGCUGUGCCAGUUUCCCAAGGCAUCACAGCCUUCAUUGUGGAGAAGGGCAUGCCUGGAUUUAGCACAUCCAAGAAGCUAGACAAGCUAGGAAUGAGGGGCUCUAACACCUGUGAGCUGGUCUUUGAAAACUGCAAGGUCCCUGUGUCCAAUGUCCUGGGUCACCUGAAUAAGGGUGUCUAUGUACUGAUGAGUGGACUGGAUCUGGAGCGCUUAGUGCUGUCUGGGGGGCCCCUGGGGAUCAUGCAAGCUGUGCUGGAUCACACCAUCCCCUACCUGCAUGUGAGGGAAGCCUUUGGCCAAAAGAUCGGCCAUUUUCAACUGAUGCAGGGCAAAAUGGCAGACAUGUACACCCGCCUCGCAACCAGUCGGCAUUACAUCUAUAACGUGGCCAAAGCUUGUGAUGAUGGGUUACAUACUCCCAAGGACUGUGCAAGUGCAAUCCUUUAUGCAGCAGAGUCAGCCACACAAGUGGCUCUGGAUGGCAUCCAGUGCUUAGGUGGCAAUGGAUACAUUAAUGAUUUCCCUAUGGGACGCUUUCUUCGAGAUGCCAAGCUGUAUGAAAUCGGGGCUGGGACCAGUGAGAUUCGGAGGCUGGUCAUUGGUCGGGCCUUCAACGAGGCCUUCAAAUAACAUCUAAAAGUGUGUUCCCUUCCCUAGCAACGUGACCAGAGGACAUUUCUUUGGGAAGCUGGGGUUGGUGGAGCUUUCCUGUACCUCAGAGCAGCAAAAAGCCAGUCCCACUGCUUGUCUGCCUGUCUGUCCACCCGGAGCUCAGCACCAGACAGGAUUUACUGAGGAUAAUGGGGCAAUGGCAGCAGUACUUCCAAUGAUCUUGACUCCUUUGGAAGCCACCCACCCAGGGACAGUGUUUUCCUAAGCCUUGAGGAUUUUGCUGGGUUCAAUAGGCAAAUGUAAUCAAGUUCUGCUGGCACCACUGAAAGAGUUUCCUGGGGCAGACUUCCUGUGUCCUGUUCCCCUCUCCCCUCCAGCCCCACACUUAGAGGGGCCUUCUCUCCACAAGAGCAGCUCUUCCCUGGGCUUCUCCAGCCUCACGGCUCCUCAGUCUGUGUAUCUUUGAGGAGCGGCAUGUCAUUGCUCCAGUGGUUGCAGAGCUUUUCUUAGUUUUCUCUUUUCUCUUUAAACUGCUGCUUCUCCACUCACUCCAUUUGCACAGGCUCACAAAGACAUCCCGGCACUCCAGGCUGCCUUUCUCCAUGGUGCCUGCUUAGUCAGACCUUAACACAUUCUCUCCUGUUUAACUGAAAAUGUACAGUGAACUAAUGGUCAGUCACAUAAGGUCUUCCUGGGGAUUGUUCGAGACCACUCAUCACUGGCCAGCUCUCCCGCUUUACUUUGUUUUUUUUCCAGUUUGUGUUGAACUUUUGAGGUAGCUGAACCCUUCCCCACCCUCCACGAUUGUGGGGGAAGAGAAGAAUUAGAGUUAUUGCUUCAGGCUGCCCCUUCUCCCUCUUGCUUCUACCCUCCCUCCCCUUGCUAGCUCCCUUCCCCACUCAGCAGGCUCAGAUCCUAGACACUUGUUGCUGGCAACAGGGAAGGCUUGUGUCUUCUAGAUGAUACAUUCUAAUUUUAAAUUUUUGCCUCAAACAAGUCCCCUGCUGCUAUGAUAGGUGCAGAAGGAGGGCCCACAAUCUCUUGAGUCUUUCAGUUACACAUAACCCUACAACGACUUCUACUAUCUUUUUCAUUCCCCCCAAAACCAAGUGCUUUCUGAAGUGUCUGCCCUAAGAAAGCACAUGCCAUUUACAAAGGUACCAAGCAUUCCAUCCUAACUUCCUAAGUGGCCUUAGAGCUUAGCCAAGAAAGGCCUAGUUCAGGGUUGGAAUACUUCAGAAGAUACUGUAUUGGUCUAAAUAGGGCCACAUUUGCCCUAAUGUGGUUGGUCUACAGCCCAGAAUCACAUAUUAAGAGAAGCAGCAAAGAUAAAAAUGCCAGUUUUAUUAGAGUUGGAAAAUAUAUUAAAUGGUUAUUGUGCCUAACUCUGUUAGUGUAUACCUUUUUCGCCCCUUUCAGAGCCAUCUCAUGUUAGAAGUACAAGUACCUGUAUCAGGACCAAGGCAGAGCUGUCAGUCCCUUUCCCAACACCAGGAGCUAAGUUAUGUCCUCAUGUUUCCCACCUGCAGUUGUCUCAGCUCGCUGGGCAGUGCCAGUUUAACCUGAACAGUGCUGGCCAGUUUCCAGACUGUGCAUUGCCCUGAAGCCUCAAGGGCUUUUUGUUUUUUUUGGUUUUCUUAUCACAGCAGCUCAACAUCAGAUGUUUUGUAACACAUGUGGUGAGCCAAAUCCUUCUAUUUCCAAAUGUGUUUUUAGAGGGUGACAGGCAUUUGCCUCUUUUCCUAACCUCCUACUCUGAUUGGUGUCAUGUCCUUUGGCCACUGGAAAUUCCAGAUACAGGUCUCAUUCUUGUCCUUAGCCCUCAUUGUUGGAGAAUCUCCUGCAGGAUUCCUCCCUGAGGUAUUAAAAGAGUUCCGUGAGUCACAUGGGGCUGUUCCCCUACCUUCUCUCCCCUGCCAGACAUUUUUCUACAUGUGAAACCAGGUUUAAGUGACCAUCUAGGGUAGUCAAGUGGGAGGAGCAGUCUCAAAAGGCUAAUACACAUACAUACACAUCUCCGGUCUUUUUAACCAGCUGGCAAAACCAUUUGUCUCUCCAUUGGCUUGCCCUGGCUGCAUUAAAGUUCUCUCAGCCUUAGAAUUAGUGGACUGCUAAGAGCUGGCCAAAAGGAACCUCCUAAUUUUACAAGUGAGGAUAUUUAAGACAGCUAGGAGGUGGUGGUGUACCUGAAGUGCAAGACUUGGAAUCAGGAAGACCUGAGUUCAAAAUCUGACUCAGAUCCUUAAUAGCUGUGACCCUGGAUAAAACUAAACCAUUUCAGCCAUUUCCUCAUCUAUAAAAUGGGCAUCAUAAUAAUAGCACCCACCUCACAGAGUUGUUGUGAGGCUAAAAUGAGGUCAUUGUGCAAUGCUUUGCAAAUCUUAAGGCACUAUUAUAUAAAUGUGGGCUGUUAUUGUUGAGGCUUGGCUAGAGAGAUGGUCACUUGCCCAAGCUGGAAUUUAGGGGGGUAGCUAGGUGGCACAGCGGAUAGAGCACUGGCCCUGAAGUCAGGAGGACCUGAGUUCAAAUCCGGCCUUAGACACUUGACACUUACUAGCUGUGUGACCCUGGGCAAGUAAUUUAACCCCAAUUGCCUCACCAAAAAACAAAAACCCCAAAGUGGAACUUAGGGCUAGAAUCAGGGUCAUGUGACUUGGGAUAACAGAGGAAAAUGGAAGCCGUGAAAGGCUGUGGGCUUGAACCUGUCUUGCGGCCAUAUUGAAUCCAUCAGCUUGUCAGCUUUCUUCCAUAUCACAGCAAGUCUGAAGUAUUAUGUUCCACACCUUCCUCAGGCACAUGCUACCUACCACCUUGUAGGUGAAGAAGGAAGAGGACAUAGUGUUCCUAGCAUGAUGCCCAGCAGGACCUGUGCUUGGCUUCUAGCCAGGGAGAGUUGCCAAGCAUCAUGAGAGUGUUUUGGCUUCUUGCCUGCUUGAGUUUCUCUGUUAACUAGUCCCAAAUUGUGUCAUCUCUCAGAUAGGACCCUGGGAUAAAUCACACAGUGGACUUACUUUAGUUUUUCCUUCCUACACUAUUUUAAAAAGUACAAGUAAAAUCAGAUUUAAAUGA